AGUUGUUUGUAUUCGAUUUUAAAGCGUUUAUUGUCGUCCAAUUCGCAAUUUAAUCUCAUAUGUUAUGUAGUUGUAGUUUCCUAUACAUGCAUGGUAAUUAUAGAUUUGGAAAAAUUUUCUAUUUUGAUUUAUGUGCUGGAACUAUAUUAUUAUUUUAUCUUUGCUGGCUGAUUUGAUUUAAUAGUUUGUGCAUAUCAUACUAUGCUUCUAUUUCCUUUUUGUUGAUAACUACAAAAUGUUUAAAGCAAGGACGUCUACGGUCUGAUUAUAUUGCAAGUGUACUCAAUUAACCUGUGAAUUCUUGAUGGCGUGAUGAAGCAUACAUUUCCACCUUCAAUUCUAUAGAAGAAGCUUAUGUUUAGGACCCCUCAAAUUAGUGUGAUGAACUUGUAUGCGAAUGGUUUGUAUUAGGGUGAAGUAUGGGACUAAACUUGAAAGGUCCCUUAGUCCCUUGCAUAUCACUGCUAAAGAUCACAACUGAACACAGAACAUCCUAAGCUUGUAUGAACUUAUUUAUGUUCAUUUCUUUAAAUGUGUUGACCAUCUUAACCAAGUAGCAGAGGUGGUAUAAAUCUUUAUAUUUCAUUAUUUGUAGUGAAACUGCUUUCCAGGCUAAAACAUUUCGUUUUUUGAUGUGUUUGUGGAGGUCAGGUGGUUUAGUUUUAUCAAAAAAAGAUGGGAGGUGGGUUUAGAGUGCUCCAUCUGGUCCGACCUUUUCUGUCAUUUCUGCCUGAGGUUCAGAGUGCUGACAGGAAAAUUCCAUUCAGAGAAAAAGUUAUAUACACUGUAAUCUCCCUCUUCAUUUUCCUGGUUUGCAGCCAGCUCCCAUUGUAUGGUAUACACUCCACAACAGGGGCAGAUCCUUUUUAUUGGAUGCGUGUCAUUCUUGCCUCAAACCGAGGUACUGUCAUGGAGCUUGGAAUCACACCCAUAGUGACAUCGGGAUUGGUCAUGCAACUUUUAGCAGGUUCGAAGAUCAUUGAAGUUGAUAACAAUGUACGGGAGGAUCGAGCCCUGCUAAAUGGUGCACAGAAGUUACUGGGUAUCUUGAUCGCGGUUGGUGAGGCAGUUGCUUAUGUUCUCUCUGGAAUGUAUGGCAGUGUUGGCCAACUUGGAGUUGGAAAUGCAGUCCUUAUAAUUCUCCAACUCUGCUUUGCUGGUAUAAUUGUAAUCUGCUUGGAUGAACUUCUCCAGAAAGGAUAUGGCCUGGGCUCUGGAAUUUCACUUUUCAUAGCAACCAAUAUUUGUGAAAAUAUCAUCUGGAAAGCAUUUAGUCCAACUACUGUGAACAGCGGGCGUGGAGCUGAAUUUGAAGGUGCUGUUAUUGCUUUAUUCCAUUUGUUGAUUACUCGAACAGACAAGGUUCGUGCCCUUCGAGAGGCAUUCUACAGGCAGAAUCUUCCAAAUGUUACAAACUUGCUUGCGACCGUGUUAAUCUUCCUUAUAGUUAUCUACUUCCAAGGAUUCCGUGUGGUUUUGCCUGUGAGGUCAAAGAAUGCCCGUGGGCAACAGGGUUCAUAUCCAAUUAAGUUGUUCUACACUUCCAAUAUGCCUAUUAUUUUACAGUCUGCACUCGUGUCCAAUCUUUACUUUAUUUCCCAGUUGCUGUACAGGAAAUACAGUGGGAAUUUCAUUGUUAACCUCUUGGGGAAGUGGAAGGAAUCUGAAUAUUCUGGCCAAUCUGUGCCUGUUGGGGGUCUUGCUUAUUACAUCACUGCACCGUCAAGCUUGUCAGAUAUAGUGGCCCAUCCUUUCCAUGGACUGUUCUAUAUCGUGUUUAUGCUGUCAGCAUGUGCCUUGUUCUCAAAAACGUGGAUUGAGGUUUCAGGAUCCUCAGCUAAAGAUGUUGCUAAACAACUGAAGGAACAACAAAUGGUGAUGCCUGGACAUCGGGAAUCAAAUCUACAGAAGGAGCUGAACCGCUAUAUACCCACCGCAGCAGCCUUUGGGGGUAUGUGUAUUGGAGCACUGACUGUUUUGGCAGAUCUUAUGGGUGCAAUUGGUUCAGGAACUGGAAUUCUACUGGCUGUGACCAUCAUAUACCAGUAUUUUGAAACAUUUGAGAAGGAAAAGGCUAGUGAGCUUGGGUUCUUUGGUUUCUAAGCCUCUCUUGUACUUUGGUUUGGAAGAUUUCAUAUUUUGUAAGGUGGGAGAUGUAAGUGGACAAAUCCAGGAACAUAGGUAGGUAGUAUUUUCUUUUUUCUCUUUUCAUCAUGCAGUUUUGGGAUGUUGGAUACUUUGGGAACAUGGACUGUCUGAAAACAAGUCUGAAUUAAUUUUCUUUUUGAACAUUGUCUUUGAGUUAAUUGAAACAAUCGUGACUUUCUAUUGAAAUCUUUGAUAUGGGUUUCGGUAUUAAGAGGAAAAUGUUUGCUUUCUGAUA
Molecule: messenger RNA, 2383 nt
Organism: Olea europaea var. sylvestris
Lineage: Eukaryota; Viridiplantae; Streptophyta; Magnoliopsida; Lamiales; Oleaceae
Product: protein transport protein Sec61 subunit alpha-like
Exons: 6
Coding region: 676-2103 (475 amino acids)
Biological process (GO): post-translational protein targeting to membrane, translocation; SRP-dependent cotranslational protein targeting to membrane, translocation
Cellular component (GO): Sec61 translocon complex; membrane
Molecular function (GO): transmembrane protein transporter activity; signal sequence receptor activity; ribosome binding
Source: RefSeq, a predicted model, not a curated record